Messenger RNA from Populus euphratica (Euphrates poplar), 1046 nucleotides. RefSeq lists its product as uncharacterized. The coding region runs from base 151 to 633 and encodes 160 amino acids. The record is from RefSeq and is a predicted model, not a curated record. Lineage: Eukaryota; Viridiplantae; Streptophyta; Magnoliopsida; Malpighiales; Salicaceae. The transcript has 2 exons.
UAUUAUUAUCAUGCGUUCAGAAGCUCGGGAACAAAAAGAUAGUAUAUAAUUCCUCGAAGCCACGCUACACAGAUUUCUCUUCCCAUUCUACCCAUCACAACCCUCUUAAAUUACCACCAUCCCUUCUCUCCCUGUCUCUCUGCAUCGACAAUGGCUUCCUUCAACAUCCUCACUCUCUCUCUCUACCUUCUCUCUCUAAUCCUCUUAUCAAAAACUCGUCUUUCUCUCUCCCUAACCACCUCAGAUAUCCAUGAUCUUCUUCCUCAAUAUGGCCUGCCACGCGGCUUACUCCCUGACAAUGUGGAAUCCUUCACUCUACCAUCAUCUGAUGGGUCUUUUGAAGUCAAACUUAAGACCCCGUGCUAUGUUCACUUUGAUGAUGUCGUGUACUAUGAUAAAGUAAUCAAAGGGAAGUUGAGUUAUGGUUCCGUGCAUGAUGUCUCAGGUAUUCAAGCAAAGAAGCUCUUUGUUUGGUUGCCAGUUACUGGGAUUGAAGUUAGCAAGGCUGAUGAUGGUAUGAUUAGUUUCUUUGUUGGCCCGAUUUCCGAGGAGUUGCCUGCUAAGCAGUUCGAGGAUGUUCCUGCUUGUAAGAGGAAGGUUGGCGGGCUAAGGACAUAUUUGGAGUCGAUGUGAAGCCUUGUUAAGAGUUUUUGGUGAGAUUGCAAGAAAUGGUUUUUAGAAGAAUCGACCCCUUCUAUACUUGCAGUAAUGUGCGACUCGAACCAAGUUGCGAACAGAAAUUAGCAUGAAACUGGAGGAAACAAAGAAGCUUGAUACUUGUUAUAAGGGAGGGAGGGGAAAUGGUUCUUUUAGCUUGGUGUAUUAGGAUCAUUAACAACCUAUACAAGGUUUGGAGGUUUCAUUGAGCGAACUUUAUAGAAAACAAUGUCAAUCAGCUUUUAGUUAAUUGUAAUUUCUAUUGGUGGUUGACACUUGAAAUCAGGAAGGGGUGUUGCUUCCUCUUUUCCAAAACAUUCUCAACCAUCAAAGUUGUGUUUAAUUUCGAGAAUUGUGAUGAAUCCAGAAGUUUGAGCAUCCUGGAAGGG